AUGGUAUUCACCUCCAAUCCAUUAUCUCUCAGCGUCCCAGACCCUUUCUUCGAGUCAUGGCUCCGCGAAAAUGGCUACCCAGAAAUCAUUGACCAGCAUACCUCUACUGCCAUCACCACCUCUACAACCACAACCACAGACGCAAGCUCAAUCACAAACGGCUUCUUCAUCUCACUCUUCUCUCGCAUAUUCACCCUCCUCUCUCUCUUCACCAUCAACCCCUUCUCCAAGCUCACCAAUGAAGACCUUGCUGCCCAAACGCCUCCUUGGACCACUAUCUUUAUUGGGUCUUCUGACUCCUACUCCUUCCCCUUGUCUGUUUCUCAGGCUCGCAUGAGGGUCCAAGAGAAUGUCAAGCGCUAUGCCAGAAAUUAUGCUACUUUGUUUGUGCUCUUCUUUGCUUGCUCUUUAUAUCAGAUGCCCCUGGCUCUUGUUGGAUUGAUAUCUUGUUUGGUACUAUGGGAUGUUUUUAAGUUCUGUAGUGAAAGGUGGGGAUUGGAUCGAUACCCAAUAAUUCGUGAGUGCUUAAUUCGUGUUGCUCAAUGUGUAGCUGCUGUUAUCCUGAUAUGCUCGAAUGUUCAAAUGGCUCUCUUCUAUGCUCUUGGUGUCAGUUAUGCAGGCAUGAUUCUGCAUGCUGGAUUUCGGAAGCUGGCUCGUGCAAAGCAAACUCCUCAUGGUAGAUCGAAAUAG
This is a messenger RNA of Prunus armeniaca (apricot), 690 nucleotides long. NCBI's taxonomy places the organism in Eukaryota, Viridiplantae, Streptophyta, Magnoliopsida, Rosales, Rosaceae. The record is from the annotation of a GenBank genome assembly.